CACAGCACAAACCAAAAAAAGAAGUCCCGCGCGGCGCCACCGCGACGAUGCUUCCGGCACCUCCUCCGUUCUCCCACGGCGACUUCGUCGGCGUUCUCUCCCGCUGCGCCACCCUCGCUCACCUGAAGCAGCUCCAUGCCCACUCCGUCGUCACCGCCCGCGCCGCCACGCAACCCACCACCUUCCACCUCCUCCGUUUCGCAUCCCUCCGCCUCUCCUGCCUCCCCUACGCCCGCCGCCUCUUUGACUCCACGCCCUAUCCCAAUGUCUUCCUCUACUCCGCCAUGCUCUCUGCCUACGCCGCCGCAUCCCCCGCGCAGGCGUACGCCCAGGACGCCCUCGCCCUCUUCCUCCGUAUGCUCCGCCGCGGCCGCUCCGCGCCCAACCAGUUCGUCUACCCGCUGGUCCUCCGCGCCGCCUGCGUCGUCGGCGUACAGCUGGUUAGGUCGAUCCAUUCCCACGCCUACAAGAGCGGGUUCCACGCGCAUGAUGUUGUAAGGACUUCGCUGCUUGAUGGGUACUCGAGGUAUGGCAUGAUGCUGGACGCACGAAAGCUGUUUGAUGGUUUGACCGAGAGGAAUGUGGUCUCCUGGACCGCGCUACUGUCCGGCUACACAAGGGCCGGGAAGGUCGGAGACGCGAUUGUUCUGUUUGAACGGAUGCCCGAGAGGGAUGUGGCUGCGUGGAAUGCGAUGAUCGCUGGCUGCACGCAGAAUGGAUUGUUUCUGGAGGCUCUGGGGAUUUGUAGCAGGAUGGUGGAAGAGGGGUUCCGGCCGAAUGGGACCACAGUUGCUUGUGUGCUGUCUGCAUGUGGGCACCUUGGGAUGCUGAAAAUCGGGAAGGUCAUCCAUGGUUAUGCGUGGAGGAGCUGUGUUGGUUUUGGCUCGUCUGUUGUGAAUGGGUUGAUUGAUAUGUAUGGCAAAUGCGGGACUUUGAAGGGGGCGAGGUGGAUGUUUGAUGAGUUUUCCGACAAGAGUCUGACCACAUGGAAUUGUCUGAUUAAUUGCCUUGCACUACAUGGGCACAGCAAGAGUGCAAUUGCUGUCUUCGGUGAGAUGAGGAACGCAGGAAUUGAACCUGAUGAGGUUACAUUUGUGGGACUGUUAAAUGCGUGCACCCAUGGUGGAUUUGUCGAUGAAGGGCUUAUGUACUUUGAACUCAUGUGCGAUGAGCUGAGAAUUGAGCCAGAGAUUGAGCAUUAUGGGUGUAUCAUUGACCUUCUUGGUCGAGCAGCACGAUUUGAAGAUGUAAUGAAUGUAAUCAAAGAUAUGAAAGUCCAACCAGAUGAGGUCAUUUGGGGGUCACUUCUCAAUGCCUGUAGGGUACACAGACAGCUAGAGCUUGCUGAGUUUGCUAUAAGAAAAUUACUGCAGUUGAACCCGAACAAUGUUAAUUAUGUUGUGAUGCUGGCAAACUUAUACAGUGAAGGUGGAUCCUGGGAACAGGUUACGAAGGUAAGGAAGCUGAUGCAGGAGGAUAUGGGCAAGAAAGUGCCUGGUUGUAGUUGGAUCGAGGUGGAUCGCAAGACACACAUGUUUUACUCUGGUGACGAUACUCAUCCUGUAUCAGAGGAUAUCUGUAACACUCUUGUGGAAUUAGUGGCCUCAAUGGAAAUGUGCCAGGAUUAAUUUCUUAUAGACGCAACAGGAGUUCUGCCUGUAUAGUAUUAUGAGAAGUAGACAUUACAGGCUGAAGCCUAAAUAGAAGAAAAGCCCAUGAGGAUUGAUUUGGAUAGAUUGAUAGUUUUAUUUUGAAAGUCGGAAACUUCUAUUCCGUAAGUGAAGUGGGGUAAAUUGAAAUUUUUGACCGAGGCUGAUUAGGAGUUAUGUUGGAUGUACGCAUGAAGGUGUUCCCUCGAACCCCACUAUCAAGUUACUCCAUGCCAGAGGUAGUACUUAUGCCAGUACUGUACUGUACUUCUGUAGGGACUGAUGUGUUACUAUUUCAUAGCGCAAUUGGUGCAUAAGGUAUGCAUGUAUUUUCAUGUCAUUCAUAUUGAUUAUUUAAGUUAUGAAUGACCUUAUAUAUUUAUGUUAAUCUUAUUAAUUGGUGUCGGUUUCAUAAUCAGUAGUGCUGCUAGCAGUCCCACAUUCAGUCCCACGUGUAGCUUCCCUAUCUUUUGUCUUCACUGCUGUUCUGUUGAUUAGAUCGAUGUUCUGUGUUUCCAUUGGUUAGUGACUAUUGCCUGACAAUCUGAUAUGCCAUUUUGUGUUGUGACUGGUGGAAGGUAGCGUACUAUCUAGUUAGGGAUGAAAAUGGAGCGAAAACUUUCUGUUUUUUCAGAGGAAAAAUGGAAACGGACAGGAAAUAUGAAAAUGGAAAUGGAAAUUUGCAAAACGGAAAUGGAAAUGGAAUUUUUUAAUGUGGAAAUGGAAACAAAAACGGAAUGGCGUUUUCCGGUGGAACAGACGUGGAAAUGGAACUUUCUGUUUCCGUGAAUAUGGACUUUCUGUUUUCAAUAUUGGCCUGGCCUAUAGCUGCUUUGUAGCACAACCACCAAACAACACACAAUGACACAAUGAGCAGAAUCGAUCAUUUAGGCCCAACUUCAAUAUCACACACGUACUCCACUAGAUCCUAUAUGCAAUUGUCCAGUACUACUACAAUGCUAUGCUAAGUUGCUAACAUAAUCAUAUUAUUUUGUAGCCAUGUUAACAAUUCAUUAAAUUUGUUUCUGUGUAUUUCUCUAUGAUUCAUGGCGUUUUUAAGUUCCGCUCAACGCCCACUUUUGUUACCGUGUCCGCUCUGUAUUCGCUCUGUGUCUGUUUUCGGUUAUCUGUCUCCGUAUUCAUUUUUGGGGUUUCUGUAUUUGUUUCUGCAUCUGCAAAAAAAUAUGGAAACAAAUGUGGCAGCACCCAGUUCUGUCCGUGUCCGCUCCGUUUUCAUCCCAUCUAGUAUCUAUCAAUAGUAACAUGUCAAACAGAAAUUGACCGCCUCUAUGGUGUAGAAACUUGUCCUCGAUAGAAUACUCACUCAUUUUCCCCUCUUUCUUGGUUUGCCACUUUAUUAAGAUGCAUAUCAUCUUACUUCAUAUAACCUACACUGUGAUGUUCGAUUUGCUUGUUCUCCAAACUUUUCUAGGAUGAUGACUCAGUUGAUUUAGUAAAAACAGGAUUGACUAUAGGAUCUCAUGAGUAUGUUUGGGUUAGUGCAACUGUUCAAGCAAGCCACACAUUUAUAAUCAGUCACCUAACCCUUUCUAAAGCAUUGGUGGUUUUGGAAAUAUACUGCAAAAAAAGUGAUCAUGCUGAGUAUAUCACAUAUGACUGUUCUCAAAGCAUGGUUUCAUUGUGUAUCGGCAAAACUUUUCAAAACAUGGCAGACGGAGAAGAUCACAACUAGUCUGGUUUGCGAUGGCUUAAGUGAAAUUUGUUUUUCUCUCGGUUCCAGCUACCAUCAUGUUGCAUUAUUUUGGAUAGGAAAAGUGAAGUGUUGAAGAUAUAUUACUGUUAAUUGGAGGGUCUAGUUAAAAUAUACACUUGUGUGUUUCCUAAUUAUAUAUGAGAACUCCGUUUUGUUUUGAUAGGAUAUGUUGGAUUUAUACAUUUAUAUAGUAGUACAAAUGACUGAAUCAAACUAUAAAAUUGUUGCUAAAUUACUGGAAGCAAUCAACUUUGCUGCAUGCAUUUUAAUGUAGCAGUAGCAAAGACCAUGCUUGGAAGUUGGAACUAUCCUUUGCUGAUAGGUUAGCUUUGUAAAAUAUUUAUGCAAACUUAUGAAGUCCAGAUAAAAAAAUAUGAGUUGGCAAAACCAGUUCUAUCAAAUGCAGAACUGUUACCCUUUGUGGAGCCUUGCAAUUGGCUGGGAAGCAAAAUAUCUUGUACCACCUAUUGAUCCACUUUAUUAUCACAGCUUAAAGCCUCUAUUGUUCUGUAACUGCUACUGUUAUUUACUAGUACCAAUUUGUUAGAUGCAUGUUUUUUGAUCCAAAAAGUGUAUUUACUCAGUCAAAUUGCUGGUUGCCACCAUUUGUACUUUCGUCAAGUUGAUAUUAUUAGUAAUCGGCCAUAGUAAGUUUCUGAUUUGUGGGCGGAUUUUAAACAUCCAUGCUGGAUGAUUUUGAAAACCAACAUCACCGUGCAUAAUGCUCCUGUCUCCUGCCAUUGUUUCUGUUUCUCUUUCCUGUACAGGAGGGCAAAAAGAAAGGAGACGAUAGAAGCUAAAGAUGGAGUGUAGAACAAAUGACAGAAGUUGUCUAACAUUUCCAUGCGUGUAUUUCAGCAGGUGAUUCUUUCAAGGGAAAAGAAGACCCAAGUUAGCAGAUGCGUGUAGCUUCCAUAUCUUCCUGCUCAGAAUGUGUCAAAUGGCAGGAUCGGGGGAGGACAUGGGGAAAUGAGCACCGGACAUUGCUGUUGCAAUCUAGAUAGAAGAAAAAUGGAGGUCGAAAAGGAUGGUGCAGAUUAUAGAACAAACAUGCAAGGUACAAUGCAGUGCACCAACAGCGUGAGACGGGGAAUAAAAGUGCUCCUUUACACUCGACCAGAGAAUAAUUCCAGCGAUGCCUUGCCAUGUAAACUGUGAACCGUAUGUUUCACCAUGAUAUGAUCAAUCCAAAAGCAGAUAAAAUCUUCGAUCCUUUCCUGUUGGCUAAU
This is a messenger RNA of Triticum urartu, 4592 nucleotides long. RefSeq names its product Pentatricopeptide repeat (PPR) superfamily protein. Lineage: Eukaryota; Viridiplantae; Streptophyta; Magnoliopsida; Poales; Poaceae. Gene Ontology annotation, molecular function: protein binding; RNA binding. The record is from RefSeq and is a predicted model, not a curated record. Gene Ontology annotation, biological process: RNA modification.